UGCCAGGGUAACCGGGCGUCGGUGUCGGAGCUGGUGUCUUCCUGUGGCAGUGCUACCGAUUUCUGUGUGCUGAGCUCCCGAGACUAUGAAUCAGAGUGAAAGAUUCGUUUUCAUCACAGAGUGGUACGAUCCAAAUGCUUCGCUUUUUCGGCGGUAUGAGCUUUUGUAUUACCCAGGGGACGGAUCUGUUGAAAUGCAUGACGUGAAGAACCGCCGCACCUUCCUGAAGCGGACCAGGUAUGACGGCCUCCACCUGGAAGAUCUGUUCAUCGGCAACAAAGUGAACGUCUUCUCCCGGCAGCUGGUGCUGGUUGAUUACGGCGACCAGUACACAGCUCGCCAGCUGGGCAGCAGGAAAGAAAAAACUUUAGCCCUGAUUAAGCCAGAUGCUGUUUCAAAAGCUGGAGAAAUAAUUGAAAUAAUAAACAAAGCUGGAUUUACUAUCACCAAACUCAAAAUGAUGAUGCUUUCAAGGAAAGAAGCAGCAGAUUUUCAUAUAGACCAUCACUCAAAGCCCUUUUUUAAUGAGCUGAUCCAGUUUAUUACAAGUGGUCCUGUUAUUGCCAUGGAGAUUUUAAGAGAUGAUGCUAUAUGUGAAUGGAAGAGACUUCUCGGACCUGCCAACUCCGUGGUGGCGCGUGCGGAUGCGCCCGGAAGCAUCCGAGCCCUCUUUGGAGCCGACGGCAUCAGAAAUGCAGCCCAUGGCCCCGACUCCUUCGCCUGUGCGGCCCGAGAAAUGGAGUUAUUUUUUCCUUCGAGUGGAGUCUGUGGACCAGCGAACUCUGCUAAAUUUACCAAUUGUACUUGUUGCAUUAUUAAGCCCCAUGCCAUCAGCGAAGGAAUGCUGGGGAAGAUUCUAAUGGCCAUCCGAGACGCAGGCUUUGAGAUCUCAGCUAUGCAGAUGUUCAACAUGGAUCGAGCUAACGUUGAAGAGUUUUACGAAGUUUAUAAAGGAGUUGUGUCUGAGUAUAACGAGAUGGUGACAGAAAUAUAUUCUGGCCCUUGCGUGGCAUUGGAGAUCCUGCAGACGAACCCUGCAAAGACCUUCCGAGAGCUCUGUGGGCCUGCGGAUCCUGAAAUUGCCCGGCAUCUGCGCCCCGGCACCCUCCGGGCGGUCUUCGGCAAAUCCAAGAUCCAGAACGCUGUGCACUGCACCGACCUGCCGGAGGACGGGCUGCUGGAGGUCCAGUAUUUCUUCAAGAUCCUGGAUAACUAGCGGUGGAGACAAAGGAGCCGGCGCGGAGACGAGGGACUCAGGCAGAGGAG
Myotis davidii is the source of this 1266-nucleotide messenger RNA. It is a transcript of the gene NME7, whose product is annotated as NME/NM23 family member 7. Lineage: Eukaryota; Metazoa; Chordata; Mammalia; Chiroptera; Vespertilionidae. The coding region runs from base 86 to 1216 and encodes 376 amino acids. Gene Ontology annotation, biological process: CTP biosynthetic process; GTP biosynthetic process; UTP biosynthetic process. The transcript has 12 exons. Gene Ontology annotation, cellular component: centrosome. Gene Ontology annotation, molecular function: nucleoside diphosphate kinase activity; ATP binding. The record is from RefSeq and is a predicted model, not a curated record.